GCCAAGAACGGCUGGAAAAUGUUCAUCAACCGCCGCACUGCCGUCAAGAAGAUCAACUCCCUGCCGGAGGUGCGCGGCGACCAGCUGAGGAACAUUGAGGACUGAUUUCAACCAUGGCACAACACAAAUUCAUUGACAUCGGGGUGAACCUGACAGAUCCCAUGUUCAGAGGACUCUACAGAGGGAAGCAGAAACAUGACGAUGACUUCAGUGAGAUCAUUGAGCGAGCUCUCAAAGUAGGAGUUGAAAAGGUAUGCUGUGUCCAUCACUUUGAUGAAACCUCAUACUUGCAGAUUGUUUCCGAGUAUGAAAAAUACUUUGAGAAGCAGUUUGACCUGGCGGAGGAGACCAAGCUGCCCAUGUUCCUCCACUGCAGAAACUCCCAUCAGGAGUUCAUCGACAUCAUGAAGAGAAAUCGAGAUCGAUGUGUUGGAGGAGUGGUCCACUCAUUUGAUGGAACUGCAGAAGACGCUGCUGCUGUCAUUGACCUGGACCUCUAUAUUGGAAUAAAUGGAUGUUCCUUGAAAACAGAGGCCAAUAUUGAAGCUAUGAAGUCGAUCCCCACAGAAAGGCUCAUGAUAGAAACAGAUGCCCCGUGGUGUGGUGUGAAAAACACUCAUGCCGGGUCCAAAUAUGUUAAAACUACAUUUCCCACAAAGAAGAAGUGGGAAGCAGCACACUGCCUGAAGGACCGGAAUGAGCCCUGUCAUAUCAUACAAGUCCUGGAGGUGAUGGCAGCAGCGAGGGAGGAGGAUCCACUGGAGCUGGGCAACACAAUCUACAACAACACUGUCAAAGUCUUCUUCAGCUCAAGCUGAUAAUAAAUGACAUCAUCAGA
Messenger RNA from Pelmatolapia mariae (spotted tilapia), 838 nucleotides. RefSeq names its product deoxyribonuclease TATDN1-like. The transcript has 10 exons. Gene Ontology annotation, molecular function: 3'-5'-DNA exonuclease activity. Lineage: Eukaryota; Metazoa; Chordata; Actinopteri; Cichliformes; Cichlidae. Bases 114 to 818 code for a protein of 234 amino acids. The record is from RefSeq and is a predicted model, not a curated record. Gene Ontology annotation, cellular component: cytosol.